Molecule: messenger RNA, 2340 nt
Organism: Effrenium voratum
Lineage: Eukaryota; Dinophyceae; Suessiales; Symbiodiniaceae
Source: the annotation of a GenBank genome assembly
AUGGAAGCCUCCAUGCAGGUGCAGGAACUGCCGCCGAGCGCGCCCCGUGCGCAGGCGCGGCGGCGCAUGCCAGCCUCCUUUGCUGCAGGACCUCCGAGCCUUCACGAGGACUUGCCACGCGCGCCGAAGCGGGCGAAACGGGUGGAGCGGGCAGACCCGGUGCCGGUGGUGCCACCAGAGGUGGCCGGCGCUGGAAUGGAAUGCGAUCAGUUCCCAGGUAUGCUCAAGAGCUUGGCGUGUCUCGUGGCGUCCGUCCGCUCCGCGGAGCUGCGAGGCAGUCUGGACGCCUGCAGCGAGGACUCAGCCAUCCCUUGGGCCGAGGUGCGGCGGAGGAUCGCGGAGGUGGAUCCGGCGGCUCCGGCGGAGGACGCCGUCGCCCUGCUGCGCAGCGCCGCCUUCGUUGGGGGCGUGGACCUCAAUGACUGCGACUGCUGGUACGGCUGGAUCACACUCCGCUUCUUCGUGCCUCAGGUCCUCUCCAGCGAGGAACGGCUUCAAAUCUUGGAGGAGCAGCUUUUCCACACGGAGUUCCUCAUUUGGCUCGGCUUUCCCUGGAUGGAGAUGCUGGACUCCGAAUGGAAGCCGCUGGAGGCCCUGGCCGGCAGCGCCAAGGUGGUGCAGCGAGCAAGGAUAGAAGACGAGGAGGGCUGCUCGCCUGAUGAAUAUCGCCUGCUGAAGGCCCUUCCGUCGGAGGUGGACCCAAAGAGAGUCCUCGAAGCCCCGCAGCUGGCGCCUUUGGCGGCUGCGGUGCUGCUGGCCUUGCCAGAGGACAUCCUCAGCCAAGAGCUGUCAGAUGCUGCCAGGCCUGCCCGGUGGGACCAGCCUUGUCCAUCCUUUGCCGCCGCCGCGGCAGCCGCCAUACUGGGCAUGGCGCCCAUGGGAUUCCGGGUGACGCCCGGCUACGGGCUCCGGCUCACGCAGCAGAUCUUGAAGCGCACGGCCAACUUCGGCCUGCUGCGGCUCCUCCGCUCCCCGUGGCAGGUCGCCCAGCUGCUCCCAUUGCUAGCAGCGCACUUGCGCGAAGGCCGCAGUCGGGCCUCCAAGUCCGAGGAUGACUUGGCGGCGGAGGUGAUGGAGUCCUCUCGCCAGGAGUUUCCGGACUUACAUCCGUCCUUCCUGCCGCCCAUGGCCUUCACCGAGAAGCUGAAGCUGCUGCAAGGAGUGGCGACUGCCCAUGCUGCGCUCACGGCAGCACAGGUGCCGUACUUCGCCAUCACCGGCACGCUCUUGGGCGCCGUGAGGCACCACAGCUUCGUGCCCUGGGACGGCGACGCGGACUUCUGCGUGGAUAUCAACGACGAGGUGAGGCUGCUGCAUUUGGUUCUCCUACAAGGCGACGGCUCGGCGGGCCUCGCGGGCGAAGGGACCCGGACCUCCACCAGCUUCAGGCUGCUGCUGAGGGCCAUGACCGUGCUGGCGGCCGCCGGGUUUGAGCUCUGGGCACAUGCGGAACGCCCGCUCACCUUCAAGCUCGCCUCAAGGUCAUCUCCCAGAGUGCCUGGGAAGAUGUAUGGCUACCCCUACAUGGACCUCUGGUUCUGCCACGGCUGGGCGGCGGGGGACUUCUCCUUGCAGUCGGCGACCUUCGGAGUGCCUCUCUCGCGGGAGGCGGUCUUCCCGCGCCGGAAGCUCUUCUUCGCGGGGCUGGCAUUGUGGAGCUUCGGUGAUCCGCGGGAGUCCAUCCUGCAGUACUACCAAGGCAGCAAUGCCCUGGAGUUCUGCGUUGGCCACGACACCUUUCACAGGCAAGAAAGGAAGUACUCCGAGGAGAAUGAGCUUCACCGUUUCGACGGCAACGCGCCCUGCGCGACUCUGGCCGACACCUUCGCCUUCGCGGGGCCGUGGCAGGAAGGUCCGCCGGAGGGCAUCUCUGGCGAUCUGAUCCUGGCAGCCGUGCACAGCUUCCUCCUGCUGCAGGAGCCUCGCUGGGCUUUGGAUCCAGAUCCUACCCUGGCGGGUGCCUAUGAGACCUUCCGCCGGGCGCGCGUGGAGGAGAUGUUGCACGUGGCAUCGGAGGGGCGACUUCGUCCGGGCCAAUUCCAGUCGUUGCAGACGUCACAGCUGACAGCGCCGUUUGGAGAGGCGGUACACCACUUGCUCCAAGCAGCGCUGGCCCUGGAGCCCGCGGGGAGUUGCGACCUGGUGCUGCGCCUGCGGCCCAUCCGCCAGGAGGCUUCAAGCUCCCUCGGCUACGUGGCUUCGCCUUCCGCGGUCUCGAUGCGGGAGCAGAUCCUCGAGGCUGGGGGCCGGCUGCUCCGCUUCGAUGUUCCAAGCUGUGUUUGCCGCAUGCGCUUGGGCAGCCUUGGACUUCAGUGGGUGGCCGAAGACGCGCGGUCUUGA